Molecule: messenger RNA, 3691 nt
Organism: Monodelphis domestica (gray short-tailed opossum)
Lineage: Eukaryota; Metazoa; Chordata; Mammalia; Didelphimorphia; Didelphidae
Source: RefSeq, a predicted model, not a curated record
UAGCUUUCCUUAAAAUGACCUAUCAUGCAGAAUACCAAUCUAUAUACCAUCUGUGUUUCAAAAGAGUGCAAUAAUUGAUUCAGGCUCUGGGAGCCACUGUUCACCAACCAAGAAGAGAAAUUCAGAGAGUCUAUCUGUUCCCCAUUCCUAGUGUCCAAGGCUCAGGAAAAUCAGACUUGCAAGAUCCAGGAUGCACAGAAAUUCAGGACUCUCACCUUGAAUAGUCCAUACUUCAAUUCCGGAAAACGACCACGGAUCAAAUCUACUACCAUUCAAAGAAUCCAAGAGUUAACCCAGAUACAGCUGCAGAAUAAGAAGGACAAUGAUCGUUGUGCAAAAACACAGAGGCUGCAUCCACAGAGUCCUGCUUUGUUUUCUCUUGGGAAAGCUAUGGGAGACCACGGCUGCCCAGAUCCGCUACUCGGUUCCUGAGGAGUUGGAAAAAGGAUCCUUCUUAGGUGACAUAGCCAAGGAUUUAGGACUGGAGCCGAGAGAACUGUCAGAGCGAGGGGCUCGAGUUGUCUCCAGAGGUAAGAAGCAGAAUUUCGCUAUAAAUAUCAGAACUGGUAGCUUAAUCAUCAGGGACAGAAUAGACAGGGAAGAACUAUGCGCACAAAGCCCCCAGUGCCUGCUGAAUUUUAAUGUUCUGAUUGAGCAUAAAUUGAAAAUUUAUUCAGUGGAAGUGGAAAUAACUGACAUAAAUGAUAACGCCCCUCGAUUUUUAGCGGAGGAACAAGAAUUAAAAAUCAGUGAAAUCACACCCCCGGGAAGCCUGCAUCGCCUGGAAAGUGCUUAUGACCUGGAUGUAGGAGUGAAUUCCCUCCAGGGCUACGAACUGAGCCCCAAUCCUCAUUUCUCUCUGAGAGUGCAAAGCGGAGACGACGGGUUGAAGUAUCCGGAGCUGGUACUAGAGCAGGCUGUGGACCGGGAGGAGCAGGCCGUUCACUACCUCACACUCACAGCUUUGGAUGGGGGAGAACCAAUCCGCUCUGGAACUGCUCGAAUCCGAGUGAAUGUAGUGGAUGUAAAUGACAAUGCGCCAGUGUUUGCCCAGUCUGUGUAUUCGGUCAGUAUUCCUGAAAAUGUGCCCCAGGGAACAACACUACUCACUGUAAAUGCCACAGAUGCAGAUGAAGGAAUUAAUUCCCAAGUGAGAUAUUUUCUGGUGAAAAUACCUGGGAAGAACUCAGAAAUAUUCGAAUUGAAUCCUGUGACUGGAGGAUUAACAACCUUAAAAAAUCUGGACUAUGAAGAUGCAAACUUCUAUAUGAUGGAAGCAGAAGCUAAAGAUGGCCUUGGCUUUAAGGAUAGAACUAAAAUUCAUAUCACUGUUGUAGAUGUGAAUGACAAUGCCCCAGAAGUAACUAUCACCUCUGUCACCAGCUCAAUCCCUGAAAAUGCUCCUCCUGGCACUGUCAUUACUCUGUUCCAUGUGCAUGAUAGAGACUCUGGCAAAAAUGGUCAGGUCCUGUGCUCAAUCCCAGAUGACCUGCCUUUCAAAUUAGAAAAGAAGGUGGACAACUAUCAUUCACUGGUGACUGACAGGGCUCUGGACAGGGAACAGGUGUCUGAGUACAACAUCACAGUGACUGCAGUAGACUUUGGGAGCCCACCUCUGUCUACAGACACUCACAUCCUCUUGCAUGUGGCAGACAUCAAUGACAACCCACCCACUUUCAGUCAGUCAGCCUACUCUGCCUACAUCCAGGAGAACAACCCCAGAGGAACUUCCAUCUGCUCCUUGACUGCCCAUGACCCAGACAGCCAGGAGAAUGCCUUAGUCACCUAUUCCCUUGUGGACAGUAACCUCCCCUUGGAGGCACCACCACUAUCCUCCUAUGUCUCCAUCAACUCAGAGACUGGUGUGCUCUAUGCUCUGUGCUCUUUUGACUAUGAACAGUCCCAGGAGCUUCAGCUGAGAGUGACAGCCAGGGAUUCUGGGGACCCUCCUCUCAGCAGCAAUGUGUCCCUGACUCUGUUCAUCCUGGAUCAGAAUGACAAUGCUCCAGAAAUCCUGUACCCUGCCUUCCCCACAGAUGGCUCCAGUGGAGUGGAGCUGGCCCCACGCUCUGCAGAGCCAGGCUACCUGGUGACCAAGGUGGUGGCAGUGGAUGCAGACUCUGGCCAGAAUGCCUGGCUAUCCUACCAUCUGCUCAAGGCCACAGAGCCAAGGCUCUUCUCUGUGGGCCUGCACUCAGGGGAGAUCAGGACUGUCCGGGCAUUCCUAGACAAAGAUGCCCUCAAGCAGAAUCUCCUUGUGGCAGUGACAGAUAAUGGGGAACCUCCCCUCUCUGCCACCAUCAGUGUCACUGUGGCAGUGGCUGACAGCAUCCCUGAGAUCCUCUCAGAUCUCAGCAGCCACCCUGCCCCUGAGUCCCAGGAUGACUCUCUCCUCACAUUUUACCUGGUCAUAGCAGUGGCUGUGGUUUCCUGCCUGUUCUUUACCUUCAUUGUCCUCCUGCUGGCUCUCAGACUGAGGAAGUGGUGGAUGCUUCAAGUUGUACAGUCUGCAGCUGACCAUGUGGGGGGAGUGUCCUCCUCACAGUUUUUGGGAAUAGAUGGAGUGAGAGCUUUCCUUCAGACCUAUUCCCAUGAAGUUUCUCUCACCAUGGAUUCUCGGAAGAGUCAGUUGAUCUUUCCUCAGCCCAACUAUGCAGACACUUUGAUAAGUCAACAGAGUUGUGAACAAAAGGAGUCUCCAUUCCCUUCUCAGUCUUUACUUCAAGGAAAAGACGAUCAAGCAUUUUUCCAGGUAAACUUUGUUCUGUAAAAUAGACUUGCAAAUUGUUUGCCUAUGAUUCGUGAUAUUACUUUUCUAUUUUUACUGUUCACUUGAGAGGUCCAAUCCAUCUUAUAAUUACUCUGCAUAUAUGAUCUAAGAGCUCAAUUCCAGUAAACCUAUUACUAUAUACCAGUAAACCUAUUACUGUAUAGCAUAAUACCAUAGAGAACUUUAAGGUAUCACGGUCAUCAUCAGUCAAAACCCAAGGAAUGAGAACUCAGCACUCCUUAGGUCACAGUGGUGGCUAAGCUAUCUAUCUGUCUAUUAGAAAUUGCUCCACUGACCUCAAAUGCAUAACUGUGUUUGAAAUUCAAAGUUUAUUGGAUUACAGAUUCAGAUGGCCAAACAACCUUUGAAUUUUUACAUAAUCGUGCAUAUGUCCACAUAGGUAGAGGAAGCUACUUUUAAGGUAGACUUCCAAAUUAAUACAGUCUAAAAGUUUGUUGCAGUAGUUCAAAUAAAAAAGAUGUCAAAUUUCCACUUAUUUAGAGAAAAUUAAAUGAGUGGAUUAUCUUGUUCUUUUUUAUGGGGGGUGCUAGAUAUUUGGUGUGUGUAAUAUUACUGGAUUUUCUGUGUAAAUUUGUGAGAUGAGAGACACCUGCAAGAAGUGGAAUUAAGCUUUUUAUUCUAUUUCAUAAAAUUUUCAGUGUAAACACUCAUGUUAUAGUUGUUUUUUUUUAAACCCUUACCUUUUGUCUAGGAGUUUGGCUCCAAGGCAGAAGAGUGGUAAGGGCUAGGCAAUGGGGGUCAAGUGACUUGCCCAGGGUCACACAGCUGGAAAGUGUCUGAGGCCAGAUUUGAACCUGGGACCUCCCGUCUCUAGGCCUGGCUCUCAAUCCACUGAGCCACCCAGCUGCCCCCUCAUCAUGUUAUAGUUUUAUAAAUUUACACAUCACUAGAUGCUAACUA